AUGUCGAAGAGAAUAAUGUGUGAAGUAUUCUGUACUGCUGAAGAUAUGGGUCUUCAAAUAUUUUACCAGGACUGCGAUAGCAUGCAUAUUUUCAAUGAAGACACCCCACUGUUAGCUCAGGAAUUUCAGAAGAGAUACGGUAGAGAACUUAUUGGUAAAACAUUAGGUCAGUUCCAUUCUGACUUCGCAGAAAUAACACCUGGAAAACAAAGUUUAGCAUACAAGUCAAUAUUUUGUGGAAAGAAGACUUACGUAGACUUACUCACGAAUGAUUUAAAUGAAGUUGCAUUUCAUGCACGUUAUAAAGGUGUAAAACAAGACGUUCUUGCUUUAACAGCUAAUGAAAUGUUUCCUGAAGCUAUAUAA
Molecule: messenger RNA, 366 nt
Organism: Trichomonas vaginalis G3
Lineage: Eukaryota; Parabasalia; Trichomonadida; Trichomonadidae
Product: organellar and viral DNA polymerase type B
Exons: 1
Coding region: 1-366 (121 amino acids)
Source: RefSeq, a predicted model, not a curated record